This is a messenger RNA of Magallana angulata, 2489 nucleotides long. RefSeq names its product serum paraoxonase/arylesterase 1-like. Bases 93 to 1187 code for a protein of 364 amino acids. NCBI's taxonomy places the organism in Eukaryota, Metazoa, Mollusca, Bivalvia, Ostreida, Ostreidae. The transcript has 9 exons. Gene Ontology annotation, molecular function: arylesterase activity. The record is from RefSeq and is a predicted model, not a curated record.
CUCUUUUUUUAAAGGUAGGAACCAACGGAAAAUCCCGAUCCCGAUGUUAAUUAGAAUUGCAUGGUAGCAUUUUGACAGUAUCAGCUAGAACCAUGAUUCUGAAAACUUUAUUUGGGAUUGCAUUAGCUUUGUCUCUUACAUAUAUCUUCAAAAUGGUUUUGUUUCUUGACUAUCAUAAAACUGUAUGGAACCAUCGACCGGGAAAAUGUCACAUUGUGGAAGGAAUAGAUCAUGGAUCUGAAGAUAUGCAAACCACCAAGUCUGGAUUAACUUUCAUCACCUCUGGUAUAGAUGGACCUUUCUUUACAUCUGCCAUGAAGGAGUAUCACAAAAAAAAUAAUGCUAGAGGCAGAAUCAUGCUAUUCAACUUGGAAAAGCCUGCAGAUGGAGUUCGAGAGCUGAUGAUAGUUGGAAAUCAGUUCAGCUAUGAAGAUUUUGCUCCCCAUGGUAUCAGUGUACUAGAAGAAAAGGACAAGAUAUUCCUGUUUGUUGUGGUGCACAGAGCGGAGGAGGACACUGUUGAAAAGUUUGAGUUUCUGGAAAAGACCCUGGAACUGAAGCAUCUAAAAACCUACAAAGGAACCCUUGUUCAUUUACUGAAUGAUGUUGCAGCGACUGGUCAUGAAACUUUUUACACAACAGAAUUCGGAUACUAUCGCAACUACAUAGGUCACAUUUUAGAGCAAUUCAUUGGGCUCUCCUAUGGACAUUUAUUGUACUAUGAUGGCAGAGAUUUCAUCCCAGUCUCAGAGCCAACAUAUAUGGUUAAUGGGAUUACACUCUCAAAGGAUGGAAGACAUGUGUAUACUGUUUCCAGUCCAGGUAAAAAAUUUAUUGUGUACAAACGAGAGGCUAACAACAGACUCACAAAAAUGAAUGAAGUUGAGCUCUACACAAUCCCAGACAACCCAACGAUAGAUCCUGUAACAGGAGAUGUGCUGUUAGGCUGCCAUCCUAUUGGGAUUAAAAUUGCAAAACAUCUGAAUGACCCUGGUAAUGAAAGUACUCCUUCACAGGUAUUAAUGCUACACAUGGACAAGAGUGGCACUAAUGUGACUGGGAUCACAGAGCUACUGUCAGACAACCUUGAACUCUAUGGUUCCACUACAGCAACUCUGUACAAGAAGCGAAUGUUGGUGGGCACAGUCUGUCAUAAAAUGAUGUACUGCGAGGUGAACAUGCUGUAAAAAUGUUUCCCGCAUGCAUGUUUCAAUCUUAACUUGAUUCCAAAAUAUCGUUUCUUUAUUAUUAAUUUUUAAGAUGUAGAUGAAAGGAUGUAAUUGUGUUUUAAUUUUGUAUUAUAUUGGUGUUUGGAAAGAUUUCUUUGUAAAAUAAACAUAAAAAAGUCCCGCAUGAACCAAACUUUUUGCUGUGAUAGUUUAUAAUUUUUAUUUCAUUUUAAGCAUGUACUUGCAUGUGUAAUGAUGUAUAUUGCCAUGAUAAUGUUUUCUUUCCAAUGACAUGCAGUCUUUUGUACCAGUAUAUUUACAUGACAGCUUUAAAAUAGCAUCGACAUUUCUACCAUGAACUUUUUAUAUUGUAAAAGUAUGCAACUAUUGAAAUCUAUAAUUUUGAGAACUAUGUGACAUGUACUCUAAUAACAUACGAUAUGUACAUUAUAUAACUUAAUAUAUUCUUAUUUCAAGAAUAUGUAUACAUCUUUGUAGUGCCAUAUUUUUUUUAUUUUUCUUGAUUAUAUGUUAUCAAUAAAAUCCUUUUAAAAACAUUUAUAAGCAUAUGAGUUUUAAGGUGGUUGAGGGCACCUUGACAUUGAUAUGGAUCAAAUUAAAAACUUAUAAAGAAAUCUAUAUUUAUGGAAAAAAUAACAAACCCUCAAUAAGUUUAUUUGGACCAUUUUAUUAAAUAUUGCUAAGCAAUUGUAAGUUGCUUUUGAAUUUGCCCUGAAAAAUAUGAAAUUCUUUUUCUAUUUCCUUUCCCCAAAGCUACACACUAAAAAACUGAGCAUAUAAUGACUUCAUAUAAAGGCAAUUAAACAGUUAUGAAAUUUUAAACAAAUGGAGUCCAAGAACAAACAAAAAAACUUUCACUAAUGUCCUUUUCUUAAGGAAAUGCAACACUCAAACAGGCUAUGUAGAUCCCUUAGUUACAAACAGAACCAUCUGUAUUAUUUUGAUACACAAAAAGAUUCAUUUCUCAACAAAAUAUUGCGAUAUUCACACACAUAAUAACUGUACAAAAUUAUAUGCGAUACAUUCAUCUACAGCACUUAUAAAGUUAGAUAUUUUCCUCAUCUACUAAUUUAGACUUGAUACAAGUACACUCUGAAUACAACCUGCAAACCUUUUAAUCUGUCAAUUUAUCUUCCUUUCUGAUUUAUCGUACAUUUAUCUCUUCACUUUUUUUCUUGAACCUGGCCUGAAUAAAAUAGGUGAACAAAGCGAUCAACAGAGACACAACAGCUAAACCCUCCACCAUCUUCAGAGCAAUAUCAAAAUUUGUUUUCUCUCAAUCAAAAAAAAUUAAAACAA